AUGAAUGAUGCGGCAAUUGAACAGACAACUGCAGCGGUCAAUUUGGCUGUACAGCGGUUGCACAUGUACAAAGAGGACGCUGAUAUUGCGGCACAGGUGCUGAAACCAGCAUCAAAAAAACGUGCCAAGAAGGGGAAGAAGGCAAAGGACCUUGAGAAUGAGGAAGACGACGAUGCGACAGGAUUGAUUCCAAUGUCAUUGUAUGCAGAUGAAGUGGCUACAUACAAGGGGACUGAGGUAGAGAUGCAACGGGUCACCGAGCAAGGUCCCAAAUUUCGUCCCGUUCUGGAAAUAGGCGGCGCGGCCACGGACUCACGGUCACCGAAGAUGGUGGUCAUCACCUUCUACAACGGACAGGCCUCACUGAUACGACAGUUGAUGGGUGAUGUGAGCAUUCCCGUGCACACGGUGGAUAGCUUUCAGGGCUCCGAAGCCGACAUCGUGCUCUUGUCCUUCGUGCGCGCUAACGACCAGGGCCGCUUGGGCUUCCUCCAGGAGUUCCGGCGCCUGAACGUGGCGCUCACCCGCGCGAAGCGCUCUCUGAUUGUCUUUGCCAAUUGCCGGGCCUUGGACGCCAAGUCGACCUCGCAGACCUGUGACGUGGGGGCGCUGCUGGCCGAUGCGCAGAAGCGCGGGCGAGUCUGGGAGGAGAAUCAAGCGACAGAGACCUUCUUUGGCCCCACUACGCGACGGGAUGCGAAGAAGAGCAGGCGCAGCACGCUGAAGAAGCGACCGAGGACGCCGUCUCCAAGAGAUGACGUCAGGCCAACGAAGAAGUUGCGGAAACGUCGUUUGGACGUGCCGACGGCGCCGCGGAGCCGCGCGGAGCGCGCGGAGCCGGUGAAGCUUCCAGAUGCUGAUGGUGACCGAGGUGAGAAGAUCUCCGCAGCUGCUCCGGAGCGGCCCGGAAGGGCCGCCCGGGAGAAGUCUCCAUACCGUGAAGCGGUAGAGAUCGCCGCCGUGGCGCGCUCGCGCUCGCCCACUCCCCCGCCUGGCUUGCGGGAAGUGGAGGGGCCUCUCUUGGAUGGCCUUCCAGGUGUCUUGUUGCGAAUGAAGGGACUGGACUCCUUGACCAAGCUGCUAGGCAUGCUGGAGAGUACCAUUUGCGAGCCUGCCCAGCGGUCAACACGCGUGUAUGCCAACGAAGGGACCAUGUCCUUCGAGCAGUUUCAGCUCAUGUGCGAGGACAAAGGCUUCGGUGACUUGGAGGAGGAGGAAGUGGCGGCGGCCUUCGUCCGCAUGUCCGGUGCGAAGAUCGGCAUCGAUUACACCACGUUUUUGGACUGGCGGAAGACGCAAGACGACCGCCAGAGCGGGCUACGCUUCCGCUCGGAGGAGGAGAAGGAGAUGGUGCAUCGCGCCAAGAAAUCCUUCUUUGCAGGGACAGGUGGAUGCACCCGGAUGACGAAGGAGGACUUCCAGCUGAAGUGCUAUUUCGCCGGGUAUUGCCUCAGCCAGGAGGAGCUUGAAGAAGCUUUCCGGGAGCUCGACAAAGACGGCUCCGGCUACAUUGACUUCCCGGAGUAUUUGCGGUGGCGCCAAGGCGACAAUCGAUUUGCACAUUUGUUCCAUGAUGCGAGCGACGAACACUCGGAGUACAUCCGACAGGUGGGCGACUUCUUUCGGGCCUAUGACGAGGAGCUGAAAGGUCAGCUCUCUGUGGAGCAGUUCCGGCCUCUCUAUGAGAGCCUGGUGGAGCAGGGCGAAGUCUCCGAAUGCUUCGAGAACGUGAUCCAACAGGUGGACACCAAUGGCGACGGUCAGGUUUCGCUGAAUGAGUUCAUUAAAUGGUAUGCCGAGACUUGGGAAACCAAUGAAGACAGCGACGCUGAAGCGUAG
This is a messenger RNA of Durusdinium trenchii, 1839 nucleotides long. The record is from the annotation of a GenBank genome assembly. NCBI's taxonomy places the organism in Eukaryota, Dinophyceae, Suessiales, Symbiodiniaceae.